CCAAUCAGGUCGUGCGUCCUUCCAGCGUCACAGUGGCGGUAAUGUUAUGGAGUUCUCUCUCCCCUCAGUGCUACAGCUGCUAGCCGAAGGAAAUGUGAGGCCUGUCGGAGAAAAUUAGCGUUUAUACGGCAAGAAAGCGUCGUCGGUCAAGAGGUGGACGAAUAAACACUUUUUCUACCCCUGCAUGAGAUCCGGAGAGAGCGCUGAAAAAUGGUGGUCCUCAAAAUUAGAGACCAGCCUUCUCUGCUAAAAGCUAUAUUCAAUGUUGACCCGGAUGAAGUCCGGUCCCUCAUAUUCAAGAAGGAGGAUGUGAACAUACAGGAUAACGAGAAGAGGACUCCGCUGCACGCUGCUGCGUAUUUAGGAGACGCUGAAAUCAUAGAGCUGCUGGUUUUAUCAGGAGCGAGAGUGAAUGCCAAAGACAAUAAGUGGCUGACUCCUCUGCACCGGGCAGUGGCCUCCUGCAGUGAGGAGGCGGUGCAGGUUCUACUGAAGCACUCGGCGGACGUGAACGCGCGGGACAAGAACUGGCAGACGCCGCUGCACGUUGCCGCGGCAAAUAAAGCGGUGCGCUGCGCCGAGGCUCUGGUUCCACUGCUCAGCAACGUGAAUGUGUCGGACCGGGCGGGCCGCACCGCCCUGCACCACGCGGCCUUCAGCGGACACCUGGAGAUGGUGAGGUUACUGCUGUCCAGAGGAGCCAACAUUAACGCGUUUGAUAAGAAGGACCGGCGGGCGAUUCACUGGGCCGCCUAUAUGGGUCAUUUAGAGGUGGUGAAGUUGUUGGUGUCUCAUGGUGCAGAGGUGAUGUGUAAGGAUAAGAAGGCGUACACUCCUCUGCACGCAGCGGCCUCUAGUGGGAUGAUCAGUGUAGUGAAGUACCUGCUGGACCUGGGGGUGGACAUCAACGAGCCGAACGCGUAUGGGAACACCCCGCUGCACGUGGCCUGCUACAACGGGCAGGACGUGGUGGUGAACGAGCUGAUCGAGUGCGGCGCCAACGUCAAUCAGGUGAACGAGAAGGGUUUCGCGCCGCUGCACUUCACGGCCGCCUCGCGCCACGGAGCGCUCUGCCUCGAGCUGCUUGUUGGAAACGGAGCUGACGUCAACAUCAAGAGCAAAGAUGGGAAAACUCCUCUGCACAUGACUGCGAUUCACGGGAGGUUCUCGCGAUCUCAGGCGCUCAUUCAGAACGGUGCUGAGAUAGACUGUGAAGAUAAAAAUGGAAAUACGCCCCUGCACAUCGCAGCACGAUACGGACAUGAGCUCCUCAUCAACACGCUCAUUACCAACGGAGCCGACACCUCGAAGCGGGGAGUCCACGGCAUGUUUCCUCUGCACUUGGCCGCUCUCAGUGGCUUCUCGGACUGCUGCCGCAAACUGCUCUCCUCCGGCUUUGAUAUCGACACCCCUGAUGACCUUGGAAGGACCUGUUUACAUGCUGCAGCAGCCGGAGGGAACCUAGAUUGUCUCAAUCUUCUCCUAAACACGGGGGCGGACUUCAACAAGAAAGACAGUUUUGGCAGGACACCUUUGCACUAUGCGGCUGCAAACUGUAACUAUCAGUGCCUAUUUGCCAUGGUGGGCUCGGGGGCCAGCGUCAAUGACCUGGACAAGAGGGGCUGCACCCCCCUCCACUACGCCGCUGCCUCCGACUCUGAUGGAAAGUGCCUGGAGUAUUUGCUGAGGAAUGAUGCUAACCCAGGGAUCCGAGACAAUCAGGGCUAUAACGCGGUUCAUUACGCCUCUGCGUACGGACACCGCCUCUGUCUGGAACUGAUUGCGAGUGAAACCCCUUUAGAUGUGUUAAUGGAGACCUCAGGGACCGACAUACUGAACGACUCUGAUGUGCGCGCUCCUGUUAGCCCGCUGCAUCUCGCCGCGUUUCACGGUCAUCACCAGGCCCUGGAGGUGCUGGUGCAGUCUCUGCUGGAUCUGGACGUACGGACGGCGCAGGGACACACGGCGCUGGACCUGGCUGCUUUUAAAGGUCAUGUGGAGUGUGUGGACGUUCUCAUCAACCAGGGAGCCUCCAUCCUGGUUAAAGACUACACCCUCAAACGCACCCCCAUCCACGCAGCAGCCACAAAUGGUCAUUCUGACUGUCUGCGUUUACUGAUUGGAAAUGCUGACCUGCAGAGCGCAGUUGACAUUCAGGAUGGGAUUGGACAGACUCCUCUGAUGCUGGCGGUGUUGAGCGGACACACUGACUGUGUGUACUCUUUACUCAACAAAGGAGCCAACGUAGAAGCCAAAGACAAGUGGGGCCGUACCGCUCUGCACCGAGGGGCAGUGACGGGUCACGAGGAGUGCGUGGAGGCUCUGCUCCAGCACAGUGCCAGUUUCAUGGUGCGGGACUGUAGGGGGCGCUCUCCUGUUCACCUGGCUGCUGCCUGUGGCCACGUGGGGGUGCUGGGUGGUCUGCUGCAUGCGGCCCAGUCGGUGGAGACCAUCCCCGUCAUUACGGACCAGCAGGGCUACACGCCACUGCACUGGGCCUGUUAUAAUGGUCAUGACACGUGUGUUGAAGUGCUGCUGGAGCAGGAGCUGUUCCAUAAGAUGGAGGGGAACUCCUUCAGCCCCCUGCACUGCGCCGUGAUAAAUGAUAACGAGGGAGCAGCUGAAAUGUUGAUUGACACGUUGGGUCCUGCGAUUGUCAAUGCUACCGACUCUAAAAACAGGACUCCCCUCCACGCUGCAGCAUUCACUGAUCACGUGGAGUGUAUGCAGCUCCUGCUGGGCCAAAACGCCCAGGUGAACUGCGUCGAUGCUGGCGGGAAAACUCCACUCAUGAUGGCUGCUGAGAACGGCCAGACGAACGCUGUGGAGCUGUUAGUGAGCAGUGCGAAAGCUGACCUGACGCUGCAGGACGCCAACAAAAACACCGCACUACACCUGGCCUGCAGUAAGGGACACGAGACCAGUGCCUUGCUGAUCUUGGAGAAGAUCACGGACAGAAAUCUCAUCAACUCCACCAACGCAGCUUUACAAACGCCUCUGCACGUGGCUGCCAGGAACGGUCUGACAGUUGUGGUGCAGGAGCUGCUGGCUAAGGGUGCGAGCGUGUUAGCAGUGGAUGAGAACGGUUACACGCCUGCCCUGGCCUGUGCCCCCAACAAAGACGUGGCCGACUGCCUGGCGCUCAUACUGGCCACCAUGAUGCCGGUGUCUCCCAGUCAGAGCAGCCUGGCGUUCAGCUCCAUAAACCACUACACCAGCCCUGUGAAGAGCGUGACGUUCGACAGCCUGCCUGUGCACACCUCCUACUGCAGCUUCAACAGCAUCGGCCGCCACCACCACGGCUUCUACAAGGACGACGAGCUCAACGACUCCGACUCCGAGACCUACUGAGAGAGACAGAGAGAGAGAGAGGGGGGAGAGAGAGACUCACUGUGUCUUAAUCGCCCAGAGGCAGCCUGGCCUCAGCAGCCGGUCACUGCAUAGAGCCUUAAGAGUCUCACACACACACACAAACACACACGUUAGGGCUGCACAGUAUAUAGAAAUACUAAUAUUGCGAAUACAUUUGCUACAGAUUGUGAUGGGGUGGGCGAUAAAGCCUUCAGGACCUCAUAGUAUACUGUAUGCAUCAAGUGCCAGAUUAAAAAUAAUACUGUCGAAAGCAGUGCUGAGGAGUGCAGUGACUUUCUACUCACUGCACUGCUUUAAAACAGGACCAAUUACGCUCUAAUAAUGAGAAGUGUUGCCCGUCAGUGUCCACGUACUGUACUACAGCGUCCACAAUAACACUGCAAAAAAUCUCUUGACAAGUGAAAUUAUCUUAAAUAUUGUUAAUGAAUCUAAUAUUUCUCUUUUUGAGAUUGUAAGCUUAAUUUUAGAUUAUUUAACCCAUUUCUAGAUUUAAAACAAGUAAAAAGAGACUUUAAGUAAAAUUGUCACUAUAUUGGCAGAUAAGUUGGCUUGUUUUAAGAAAUGAGCUGCACAACCAUCUCAAAAUGGGAAAUAUUGGAUAGUUUGACUAGAUUUAAGAUCAUUUCACUUGACAAUAUUGUGAUGUUCAUCACGAUACAAUAUAUAUGGUUUUAUUGCUCACCCUUAGUUAUAAUACUUAAUCUAAUUUUCUGACAUCACAGUUAACGAAUAUAUUGUGCAGCCAUAACACACACCUAUGCAAAAGUUUGGGCGCCCCGUUUCCGUUUUGUUGGCUUUCAAAGUGAAAAUAAGUUCCUCCACAGAGAAGUUUCAGUGCACAGUUGCUGUUUGUUUGAAUUCAGCUUUAUUUAAUAUCGGAUGCUGCCUGUGCAAAAGUGAAGGCACAUUUUAUAUGUUAUGUUUUAGACGUUAAACUCAAUAAACAGAAACUGUGGCGAGGAAUGCCAUGUUUAACUGCGUGGAGGAUGUUUUCACUUAGAAAAUCAGUGUAAUUUGUUCAAACUUUUGCAUACGACUGCACACAUACAUAAAGGCACAGCAGGCUGGCCCACCCAGCCCUCCCCCUCCAACCUAUCCCCUCCUCCCCCUCCCCCUCUCUCUGUCCGCUCAACCUCAACCAGCACCUCGUGCCCUUUCAGCAGAUACCUCAGCGUACCUUCUGCUUCUUUCACUCGCCUCCGGACAGCCGCGUCAGACGAGCCGAGCUCCGUACCUGGCAAUAAAGCGGGGAACAGAGAACCGCCAGCCUGGGACCAAUGUUGGAAACGCGAUCCAGCUCUUUUGCAGCUGGUAUUUUGAAAACGAGGACCGGUUCUGAAUAAUCGUCGGCGGAGAACGAGGCUGAUCGCGACGGAGGUGGACGUCUCUGCUCGCUUAAUUUCGCUCGCUUAAUUUGGUAAUUUACAUGGGGGGGGUUACAAAGAAAAAAAGAGAUUUAUUUUUUAAAACAGGAUUUUAAUACACGUCUAUAUCCUCUGUUCCUCUGGGGGAAAGAAAAAUCAAAGAAUUUCCUUCUAUUUUCGAAUCUUAGAGGGCCGGCGGAGGAAAAGAAGUAAAUAUUAGCAUUGUAACGCUAACAGCAAUGGGCGUGAGUGAAGAGCAGGCUAACCGUUGCUGUCUUCUCUUUCAGAAUAAAUUAUUCUUUUUAUCUGUCGUAUUUAUUUUUAGUUUCCAUAUUUCAUCAUUUGUGCCUUCAUGGUUUGCCGUGUGGACGCAGGAGGAGAUUUAAAAGGCAGAGAAGAAAACUGCGCGGCACAAAGUUCAACACUACGUUUAUUGAGAAGCACUGAAACUGGACUGAAGCUAAAGCUCCGGGUGAAGAACACUGUGUGAACCAAUGGUGGCGUCUGAUUUCCUUUGUAUGGUGAAAUAUGAAUAUUAAAAUGUAUCUAUAUUUUUCCUCCCAGCUCUUACCAUCAUUAUUAUUAUUAUUAUUAUUAAUUAUUAUUAUCAGGUUUUUGGCUCGCUUGAUUAGCUAAUGAAACCACUGAGUCCUCGUCUGUCAAAGUUGUGUUUGUCUCUUUUUUUGAUUUUUUUUUUUGUUUUUUUUUUUGGAAUGAUUUUGAACUGGAAGUCUGUUUAAUUCACCUUUGAGUGCUGCAUGAAAGUUGAACCUGCUUUGCUUUCCUUUCCGAUUGCAUUGGAGAGUGGUUAGCGUAGCCUUUCAUUCAGCGCAAGAGAUUCCUGUAUAUUUUAUGGUUGACUGAAUAAAGAAAUUAGUUAUGUGA
This is a messenger RNA of Colossoma macropomum (tambaqui), 5621 nucleotides long. RefSeq names its product ankyrin repeat domain 28b (gene ankrd28b). The record is from RefSeq and is a predicted model, not a curated record. Gene Ontology annotation, cellular component: nucleus; cytoplasm. The transcript is spliced from 29 exons. Gene Ontology annotation, molecular function: protein binding. Bases 211 to 3351 code for a protein of 1046 amino acids. NCBI's taxonomy places the organism in Eukaryota, Metazoa, Chordata, Actinopteri, Characiformes, Serrasalmidae.